AAGUUGUCGCAGACUCGUAGGUGCUCGGUCGCCGUGUCCCUAAACUUCGUUUUGUUGCUGUAACUUUCAUAUUUUACUAAUUUUGAUAUAACUGUUUAAAUGGUAACGACAUAAAUUUUAUUGUCUUCUUAAAAACUACUGUUGGGUUCGUGCCGGUGGAGCAAUAAGCCGAAAUAUGGAGUUCCACAUAAAAGUAUUUGCCGUUGUCGUCCUGGCCUCACUGCUACCGAUUUACGUUUCUUCUGAUAUCUUUGCUUCGAUGGUGGAUGUCGAAACAUUAAUGGAUACGGAAAAGAAUCUGCUUGAUAUUUUGCGGGAAACAGCACAAAAAGAAAUCGAAAAGCUCACCUUGGCUAAAAGGUACAUUAGCAAGUUCAAGAAAGCUUACAAUUCCCACGUGGAUGAUACUUGGGAAGAUAUUGCCACCUCACCCAUUAAAGCCUUCCAGUUCAUUAAACACGUGACAGCAGAUUGGAAACUCAUGAGUACAAAAAUCGAGGAAAGCAUUGUUAAUGACCGUACUGCGUCCGUGCGACUGCUGCGCAGUGAACGGCGCUUCCCGGAUGAAGACGACAUUAAGGGCAGCGCUUUGGCAUUCAAUCGCCUGCAGAACACGUACAAAAUUCAACCACGAGAUAUCGCCUAUGGAAAGGUGCCGGGAACACGAAGAACACCGGCGUUCACCUCCCGUGAGGCUUUCAUUGUGGGUCAUCAGCAGGCACUAGAGAAACAGUUCAACUCGGCGUCUGCUUGGUUGGAAGUAUCCCUGGAUAUCUUCAAUACAGAAACGGUUAAAACGCAAACGCAUACGGAAUUGCUGGACUGGUUACAAUAUUCCAUCUUUCAUGAUAGUGGUAAUGCUUACCGCGCUUUGGAAUUAAUGAAAGAUAUACAGAAAAUUGAUCCGACGUACGCCAAUAUUCCGGACAAUCUGAAGACUUACGGAGGCAUUGUGGAGAAUGGUACAGCAGCGGAACUGGAAAGGAUGAAGUCAGAGGUCAUCCAGCCCAAAUAUAUAGAUGACCACUACGCCGCAUUAUGCAGAGGAGAAGAUUUAAUGGAUCCUGAACUCAGCCGUGAUUUAGUCUGCUAUUUGGAAACAUAUGACAACCCGUAUCUUCUUAUCCAACCAGUCAAGCUUGAAUUGGCAAAUCUAGAUCCGGUUGUCUAUGUCGUUUAUAAUGCCAUUUUGGACUCCCAGGCGGAAAGAAUAAAAAAGAUUGGCCCGCAGCAUCUGUUUCGAGCCAAAGUUAUUGCGCAAAAUUCUACACAAGGCGUGAAUUCGGAUACAAGAAUAUCCAAGAUUGCUUUCUUGGAGGAAUCCGUGGACGAGGUGAUCAAAACGGUCAACGCCUACACAGGACAUGCUACAAAUUUGAACGCAUCUCUGGCCGAACAUCUGCAAAUUAAUAAUUACGGUGUCGGUGGAUAUUAUUAUUCGCACUACGACUUUUUCCGCGAUAAAGAGGGGGUGGGUCACCAUCUCAUAGAAUCAAAAAAGGGCGACAGAAUAGCAACGUUUUUGAUGUAUAUGAGCGACGUGGAAUCCGGGGGUGCAACCGUUUUUCCACACCUGAACGUCACCUUGUUUCCGGUGAAGGGCGCUGCGGCAUUUUGGUACAACCUCCAUAUGGAUGGCGAACCGGAUCAACGGACUCUUCAUUCAGGGUGCCCGGUUCUGUCGGGAAUGAAAUGGGUGUCAAACAAAUGGUUUCGGGAAGGUGGCCAGUAUGUUACCCGGCCAUGCGCCUUGUUUCAGGACAGUCCCGAACCCGAGCCGAAUGUAGUCAGCGCAAACACCAUCGUUGUAGCAAGUGCAUAGAAUGAAUACUUUGUGAUAAGAAUCGUUGCUUGAAUGUGCAUCGUUGUUUAAAAGAAAUUCCGUGCAUAUUACAAAUGCUAAAACAUGCAUUUUCUACCCGUGCCAAGCUUGCUCCCUCGGAGUAGGGUCAGUUGCAACUGGGAACUAGUAACCUUAAACCGGAAACGUCUGCGCUUACACUACGAGUAGUCCUGCUCGUACAACACAAAAGAUACUUGUGCUAACGGAUCAGAAGGCAUAAUGCGUCAAACAGUCUGCCGGAAAUGUGCAGUGUGCAAUCGAAAACUGAAUGUUUUCGUGCAACCAGAUACCCGACGUCGAAAACUUUCGCGGUGAUUUCUUCGUGUGACAAACCAGACCCGUGGUUUCGUAGUUAAAGAAUCGGAAAAUUCAUCCCUACUUUACCACAAAUAUCUGAUAGUGUUAGGAAUGUUAGAUGUGUAAGAUACUGCAAUUUGUUGCACCAUAAUAAUAAUUAUAUCACAAAGAAUUACCAUAAUUAUAUCACAAAGAUUCCGAUUUCGAGUGCAUUGGUAAAAUGCUCCCGACUUGCCGAUUUUGUUAGUUUCUGCAUUCAGUGGCAGUACGGCAGAAAUUCAACAGGUUAGCAUGACCCCUCAAUGGCGAUGUUUGACCUCGAACAGAUUGCUUAUUACGAAAAAACGAAUGACAGGAUAUGAGAGGAGAUCAUCGUAGCCGAGAAGGAAAGCGGACCAUGGCGACAACGUGCGGCAGCCGCAGAGCAAGUUUAACUUUAUUUAUAAUCCACUACAUAUUGCUGUUGGUGUGAAGGUGAAGUAUUUCUAGUUUCUACUGUAGAGGAUGGAAUACCACACUAGUGGACAUUUUGGCUAUAGGGCAAUAAAUGCAUUCUAUGUCGACUUUGCGCUUAUCGGACACUUGGUUUGGCUACAGAGUCUACCGACUGGAAAACUCUGCAACUUAUGACUUAUCCGACUUAUGACCUUGGAAAGUGUACGUAAAUGGUCCGGAUCCGCGCAUCAACAGCACCGUCUCGGUACUUGUUCAACGAGAUUUUCCGGGAAGAUGGUAAAGUUCAGAAGUGGGAAAACUGUCUCUCCACCCGUUCACCGGAUACCUUUUCCGACAAAUGCACUUUUAAAGUGGUCGCUAUCAUUAUCUCUUUCUACCGUUUAUAUGUUGGUGAUUCUCGCUCCUACUGAGCAGGCGAAAGAAUUUGAUGAAAGCCACGUUAUAAUAAUGGCGUGAAAUGUAUUCUUCCUUCUACUGAGUGCAACACGCCAAAUACAUGUUCUUUGC
This is a messenger RNA of Paramacrobiotus metropolitanus, 3103 nucleotides long. RefSeq names its product prolyl 4-hydroxylase subunit alpha-2-like. Bases 176 to 1822 code for a protein of 548 amino acids. Gene Ontology annotation, molecular function: procollagen-proline 4-dioxygenase activity; protein binding; L-ascorbic acid binding. Gene Ontology annotation, biological process: peptidyl-proline hydroxylation to 4-hydroxy-L-proline. The record is from RefSeq and is a predicted model, not a curated record. The transcript is spliced from 7 exons. NCBI's taxonomy places the organism in Eukaryota, Metazoa, Tardigrada, Eutardigrada, Parachela, Macrobiotidae. Gene Ontology annotation, cellular component: endoplasmic reticulum.